Bubalus bubalis (water buffalo) is the source of this 1736-nucleotide messenger RNA. It is a transcript of the gene DHRS3, whose product is annotated as dehydrogenase/reductase 3. The record is from RefSeq and is a predicted model, not a curated record. NCBI's taxonomy places the organism in Eukaryota, Metazoa, Chordata, Mammalia, Artiodactyla, Bovidae. Gene Ontology annotation, cellular component: lipid droplet. Gene Ontology annotation, molecular function: oxidoreductase activity, acting on the CH-OH group of donors, NAD or NADP as acceptor. The coding region runs from base 395 to 1303 and encodes 302 amino acids. The transcript is spliced from 6 exons.
UUUUUUUCCUUCCCCUGCCUAAACUCCUCUGUCAGCCUGUAAACAUUACCUGAGAAUUCCCCAGCCGAAACGGCUGGCUGCCGGGGCAAGAAAGUUCUUGUUAGAACUUUCCACCUCUGGCUUCCCCUCCACCCCUCUUACUGUCCCAACCUUCGGAGACGCUUUUUCUCCUCCGGAGGAUUUAUCUUUUUUUUUUUUUUCUCCCCCCUCUUUUUCUCACCGGGUGCUUGCUUUGCAUUUGGGAAGAGGUGAUUUCAAGAGUGGCCAGGUGGGACGCCUCUCUGCCCCCUUAUUCGGUUUAUUUAUUAUUGUUUGGGGGUGUUUUCUUUUUUAAGUCCUGUUUUGUUCGGUCCGGGGAGUUUCGCCCCCGCCGCCCGGCUCCGCGGCGCGGAGGAUGGUGUGGAAACGGCUGGGCGCGCUGGUGGUGUUCCCUCUGCAGAUGAUCUAUCUGGUGGUGAAGGCUGCGGUCGGACUGGUGCUGCCCGCCAAGCUGCGGGACCUGUCCCGGGAGAACGUCCUCAUCACCGGCGGCGGGAGAGGCAUCGGGCGCCAGCUAGCUCGCGAGUUCGCAGAGCGCGGCGCCAGAAAGAUCGUUCUGUGGGGUCGGACUGAAAAAUGCCUGAAGGAGACGACGGAGGAGAUUCGGCAGAUGGGCACCGAGUGCCACUACUUCAUCUGUGAUGUGGGCAACCGGGAGGAGGUGUACCAGACAGCCAAAGCUGUUCGAGAGAAGGUGGGUGACAUCACCAUCCUGGUGAACAACGCCGCCGUGGUCCACGGGAAGAGCCUGAUGGACAGCGACGAUGAUGCCCUUCUCAAGUCCCAGCACAUCAACACCCUGGGCCAGUUCUGGACCACCAAGGCCUUCUUGCCGCGGAUGCUGGAGCUACAGAACGGCCACAUCGUGUGUCUGAACUCCGUGUUGGCACUCUCCGCCAUCCCUGGCGCCAUCGACUACUGCACGUCCAAAGCCUCAGCCUUCGCCUUCAUGGAGAGCCUGACCCUGGGGCUGCUGGACUGUCCGGGCGUCAGUGCCACCACUGUGCUGCCCUUCCACACCAGCACCGAGAUGUUCCAGGGCAUGAGGGUCAGGUUCCCCAACCUCUUCCCCCCACUGAAGCCGGAGACGGUGGCCCGGAGGACAGUGGAAGCCGUGCAGCUUAACCAGGCCCUCCUCCUGUUGCCGUGGACAAUGCACGCCCUCAUUAUCUUGAAAAGCAUACUCCCACAGGCUGCCCUCGAGGAGAUCCACAAAUUCUCAGGAACCUACACCUGCAUGAACACUUUCAAAGGGCGGACAUAAAGACAGGACGGAGAAACAGGCUCAAAAGCCACGGAACCUGAGGGGGCAUGGGCACCUGGGCACACACCUACAUGCCUGUCCCUCAGCACACUUCAGCUGGGUGAGCAGGACUGCUUCUAUCCUUGGGAAGAAUCCAGCUGCCCCCCUAGCCAGCCCCAGGACCUUUGCACAGGACUGAUGGGCAUAACUCUGACCUCCAUGAGGAGGCAAGAAAUCAGCCAGCAGCUGCCUUGACACUUUUGUACAUUUCUGAUUCUGUAGAGUUUAUUGUUAAAUCGCUUCUCAAGUCUAACCAGCCUUGGCAAUGUGCAUAGACUAUUUCCAGGAUGGUCUGUACCCACAUGCUCCUCCUUCGCCUCCAAAAUUCACUCAUCCUCAGCUUGUGCAAACUGGUUGAACGGCAGGAAUAUAUAAAAUAAAGAGAGAAAGCUUU